Molecule: messenger RNA, 2446 nt
Organism: Drosophila bipectinata
Lineage: Eukaryota; Metazoa; Arthropoda; Insecta; Diptera; Drosophilidae
Product: zinc finger and BTB domain-containing protein 20
Biological process (GO): regulation of transcription by RNA polymerase II
Cellular component (GO): nucleus
Molecular function (GO): RNA polymerase II cis-regulatory region sequence-specific DNA binding; DNA-binding transcription factor activity; zinc ion binding
Source: RefSeq, a predicted model, not a curated record
CUCUUAUCCUCUUUUUCGAUUCCAAAAUCGAUCCACCCUAGCAUACAUACAUACAUACAACAUGGCGCAAAGAAAAAAAUUGUAACGCUGCAUCGCGUCGCGGUACUGCAUUUUCACAGAUUUGUGUCCAAGAACCUAAGGAAAUCGUCCUGCAAGUGAUAAAUAACAACCGGGACAUAGAAAGACAUUGGAAAAACAAGUGCGCGUCGAGAAAUUUUCAAGGAAUUGAGUAAAUGGUAAAAGUUGCCGGGUGGCCCCGCCAAAAAAGAGAGAAAAAGGCAUAAGACUCCCCCGCCCCUGUUUUGCAAACAUACCGAAAAGCGAAAUGGAAGCCGACAUAACGCCUGCGGCUGAAACUAAUGGAAGCACUGAGAUUAGCUCGCAGCAGCAUGAUAACAGGGAGGACGGCCAGGGCAACAAAGAGCAACAAUUAGACCAACAGCAGCAACAGGAGCCAGGCGCCAAGCCGGUGGAGGCUGGCGUCGCUGGGACUGUAGGCGAGAUUAUAGACUACCUAGAGGAAGAUGCAGGUGCACCGGUAGAUAGGUCUCGGGAUCAAGAUGCGGAGAUGGGCGAGGCCGAGUACCUAGAUGGUGAGAGGCCCGAAGAGCUGGACUCCGGAGCAAAGGACAAAUCUAAGCCCGAUGGCCAAGAGGAAGCAACAGAAGACGACAAGGAGGAUACGGAAAACGAUGUUGAUGCAGCCGCUGACAAAAAGAAACGUUCCACAGAAGCCGAUGAGGACGAGGAAGCUGCAGACGAAGCCGCCGAGGAAGGCACCGAGGGUGAGGAAGCUGGAGAUGAAGCCACCGAAGAGGGCGACGAAGCCGAAGACGGUGAUGCCGAUGAAGAAGGUGAAGGCGACUUUGAAACCGAGGAAGAGGGUGAGGGCGAAGGCGAAAUAAUCACUGGUGACGAGCCCGCCGAACUGGCCGAAGGCGAAACUGCCGCACCGGCCAGGGAGAAAAAAGAGGAAGAACCUGUGGACGAGAACCAGUGCCGGGUCUGCACCAGCAAAGAGGAUCUAGUCAGUCUGUUCGAUAAGCAAAUCGAUGGUACACCCGCGGACAUGCUGCUGGUCAUCUGUCCGAAUGUGUCGAUCUUGCCGAAGGACUUUAUGCCCCAGUUUAUUUGCCCCAAGUGCUUGGGCAGCCUUUCCAUUGCCAUACAGCUGCGUAAGCAACUGGAAUCCACCGAACAAAGUCUGCGCAAGCGCUUGUCCAGGAGCAAGAACAAAGUGCGUAGGCCCCGCGGAUAUGUGGUCAUCGACGCGCCAGUAUCCGAUUCCAGUGACGACGAAGAGGAGCUAAACGAUGAUGCUGAAUUCAAGGUAUCCGAUGUGGGGGGAUCAACGAGUCCGGAUUCCGAUUCCGUGGAAUCUGAUGAAAGUGAGAAGCUGAUAGAGAAGAAGAAGCCAGGACGUCCGCGCAAGAGGCCCUUGGAUGAUGACGAGGAACCGUCCAGUGGCCAAAAGAAAAAGUAUCAGAGCUCAUCGACGCCGUCGGUGGGUCCGUUCGAGUGUAACCAGUGCGAUUUGACGUUCUCCCGCAAGCAAUCCUAUGUGCUGCAUCGCAAGACCCACGAGCGGACAGAGCACACCUGCCAGAUCUGCGGCAAGAAGUUCAAGGUGGAGUGGGCCUACAAGACGCAUCUGGAACGCCACGAGAACGAGCGUGCCAGCUUCCGCUGCGAGCUGUGCAGCCAGGUAUUCCGUCUCCGGGCCGAACUGAAGCGCCACAUGGCGGUGAAACAUGACGAGCAUGGAUUCAUAUACGAAUGCAAACGCUGCCAGCGCACCUUCCUCACGCAGCAGCGACUGCAGCGCCAUCAGAGCAUCGGUUGCCAGCGCCAGUCGGAGGAGAAUCGCUCGUCGCAAGGCCGCCGAGACGGUUACUCGCAUGGAAAUUCGGGCAAGCGCCGUUCCGAGGGCCAUCAUGGGCAGGGCCGGGAUCUUUUCAAGUCGGUGGCCCCGCUCACCACCACCUACUGGAGCGACAGCUUCUCUGACUAAGCUACAUCAUGGAUUGCAAUGUGGCGGAUUUCAGUUUUAAUCAACGAUUUUAAGUUUCUUUAGAUUUAGGUCUAAAUCAGUGCAAAUUAAUAACCUUUGUAAUAAAAUACAAAAUAAACUAAGUGGCCACAAACGAAGAAUGUUUGAUAGUUUGUCUUUUGAAAGUUUCUUUCGUUUAAUUAUGUUUAAAAUUUAGUUUGACUGCCGUGGAAAGAAAAUGAAAUAAUCAAAACGUAUAAAUUAAGUUUAAUGAAACUAGUUAUUAAGUAAGAAUGUAGAUGUCACAACUUGCACAGAAAUUACUUGCACUGUUUUUCAUUUUUUAAGUUUAUUUUCAUACUUGGUUGUCUUUUUCAUUUAAAUAAUGUUUUGGGCGAAAUAAUUUAGUCAAGUAGUUUUAGUAAAUAAAUUGGAAGCGUAAUUUUUCAAACUAAA